CACUAGGUAGCUAUCUCAUCAUCAUCAUUAUAGAAAUGGAAGAAUUGGAAGCUAGUAAUACUGUCACUAGUGGUUCGUCUACCUUUUCAGAGGAUAUGUGUUUGACGGUGGAGCAAAAGUUAAUACGCUUAAUUAUUCCUCCCUUAACAUUUGUUGCACAUAAGGGACAGGCAGGUAGAAUUGGAAUCAUCGGGGGAUCACGAGAAUAUACUGGAGCUCCUUAUUUUGCAGGUAUUUCAGCUUUAAAAACUGGAGCUGAUUUGUGUCAUGUUUUUUGCACAAGUAGUGCAGCAUCUGUAAUAAAGUCGUAUAGUCCGGAAUUGAUUGUACAUCCAGUGUUAGACAGCUGUAAUGAUGGUACAGAAUUUGGAGCUCUCAUUUCAAAACUUCAUGCUCUUGUUAUUGGGCCAGGACUUGGAAGAGAAGAGAACACAUUUAGCAUAAUGCAUCAAGUUGUUGAAAAAGCCAAAGAAUUACAAAUGCCAAUUGUGUUUGAUGCUGAUUCAUUGUUUUAUAUAAAUUCACAUCCUGAACUCGUAGAAGGAUAUAAAAAGGCUGUUUUAACUCCAAAUGUUGUAGAAUUUUCUAGACUAUACAAGGCAGUCAUAGGUGCAGAUUUGGGUGUUUUAGAAGAUUUAAAUAUGCCAGUUCAAGCUCUGUCUCAGAAAUUGGGAAAUGUUACAAUUGUUUGUAAAGGAAUAGAUGACAUAAUAUCUGAUGGAGAUAUAUUAACUAUGUGUAAAGAAAAGGGUAGUCCAAGACGCUGUGGGGGACAAGGAGAUCUGCUGUCUGGUUCUUUGGGAACCAUGCUGCAUUGGGCUCAUAUGGCUCAUGAUCAAAGUGAACUAGUCAACUUUUCUAACUGGAGGCCUAAUAUUAUAGCUGCUGUAGGAGCCUGUAUGUUAACUCGAAGGUGCAAUUAUCUGGCUUUUCAAAAAUAUUCAAGAAGUAUGACAACUACAGAUAUGAUUGUAGAAAUACAGUUGGCUUUUACUAGUCUUUUUUCAUAAAGAAACAGUUAUUUUGAAAUUGCAAGUUUGUUAAUAUAGCAUGCCUGAUAACUACAGUAUCAAAGAAGAACUUAUCAUACUGAUACUAAACACCACUUAUCUUCAUCACCAUUAUGGCUAAAAUGAGAUACAUAAAGUGUGAAAUUAAAGCAUAUUUAAAUAUAAAUAUGAAAUUUGGCAAUUUUCUUUUUUCUAUUGUCUGUAACUGUUAUUAAGACUUAAAUGUGUAGCUAUCCAAUUCUUUAUACUAAUAGGUAUAUAAGAAAAAGGCCCAUAAAUGUCAGUCUAGUAAUUAGUAUUAACUUCCUAUUAGACCAAAUUAUGUACUUGGAGCAAAACUAAUAAUUAGCCUAUCUUGUUUAAGACUCAAAGACUGAUAUAUAACUAUUUGAUAUCUUUGUACUGAUUUGUAAGUAAUUAAAAUUUUCAGACUAAAUUAUUAUCUAAUAAAUUUGUUUUUUAUACCUGUAAGUUCUAUAAGCGAAAUAGUGAAUUUAAUAAAAGCAGUGUGUCUAUCUAGCCUUGAGAUUCACCAAUUUGUGCUUUUGUUGUUAGUUAUAUUCUUUAAUUUUUUAACAGAAGCUCUUAGGACUUUGUGUUUAGAUGUUUUGAGUGAAAUUAUGUUUUGCCAGCUGAAAUAUGUACAAUUCAUGUAUGAAAUGUUCCAAAUAUGCUUAUAUCAAGUGUUAUAUUUACUGUUUUAUUAUUUAUAUUUAUAGAGCAUAAUAGUAUAUCAAAACUUCCUUUUCUCAGAAUAUGUUUUUAUUGAACUUUAACAAACUUGAUUGCAUGACACAUUCCUUGAAAAUUUAUAUUAGUGAUUAAUCUCUGGACCUGUUGCAUGCUUUGAAAUUUUUAUUAUAUAUUCUUUGUUUGGUGAUUUUGUUUGUCAAUCAUUCUGUAAUGAAGAGAAAAAUACAAACUAAUAAAAAGAAGGAAAUGUA
Messenger RNA from Limulus polyphemus (Atlantic horseshoe crab), 1954 nucleotides. Its product is annotated as ATP-dependent (S)-NAD(P)H-hydrate dehydratase-like. Lineage: Eukaryota; Metazoa; Arthropoda; Merostomata; Xiphosura; Limulidae. The record is from RefSeq and is a predicted model, not a curated record. Gene Ontology annotation, biological process: metabolite repair. The coding region runs from base 36 to 1010 and encodes 324 amino acids. The transcript has a single exon. Gene Ontology annotation, molecular function: ATP-dependent NAD(P)H-hydrate dehydratase activity.